UAUUCUUUUAAACCCUGAAUUCAUGAGGUCGCGCGACGCUAGUUCCUGCUAACUAGCGUUAGCUUGACGGAGUCGUCGCCCCUUGUGUUUUCCUCCUGCGGUCACAUGACCAGACUCCUCUGCUGAGAAGAGCACACUCCACGGUUUGUUCCCCGCAAACUGUUGUGUCACAGUUUACCGCCUUCAGUUCCACACCUCCAUCAGCCUGCGCGCAGCUUCAACCAUGAAGCUGAUUAUUCUCAACGAUUACGCUCAAGUCAGUGAGUGGGCUGCCAAGUACAUCAGGAACAAGAUCCUGCUGUUUCAGCCUGGUCCGGACCGGUACUUCACUCUUGGACUCCCAACAGGAAGCACUCCCCGGGGUUGUUAUCGGAAACUGAUUGAAUACUACAAAAAUGGAGAGAUCUCCUUCCAGUAUGUGAAGACCUUCAACAUGGAUGAGUAUGUGGGGCUGCCCAGAGAUCACCCUGAGAGCUACCACUCCUUCAUGUGGACCAAUUUCUUCAACCACAUCGACAUCAAACCAGAGAACGCACACAUCCUGGAUGGCAACGCCAGCGACCUGAUCGCAGAGUGCAAUUCCUUCGAGGAGAAGAUCAAAGCUGCUGGAGGAAUCCAGCUCUUCGUUGGAGGCAUUGGACCCGAUGGCCACAUUGCCUUCAACGAGCCGGGCUCCAGUCUGGUGUCCCGGACCAGGAUCAAGACUCUGGCCAAGGACACCAUUGAGGCGAACUCCAGAUUCUUUGAUGGAGAUCUGUCCAAGGUGCCCACCAUGGCACUGACUGUUGGGGUGGGCACUGUCAUGGACGCCAAAGAGGUCAUGAUCCUCAUCACUGGGUCACACAAGGCCUUCGCUUUAUAUAAAGCCAUAGAAGAAGGUGUCAACCACAUGUGGACAGUGUCGGCCUUCCAGCAACACCCGCAGAGCGUCUUUGUCUGCGACGAGGACGCCACCUUGGAACUGAGAGUGAAAACGGUCAAGUAUUUCAAAGGGAUGAUGCAUGUUCACAACAAGCUGGUGGAGCCACUUCCUCCACGGUCUGAGCCUUGACCAGUCAACAUGUCAUCUCCCCUCCUUCUCAAGUUCAAACCUCUUCUGUGAUAGUUCUCUGUCCUUUGUUUCAAAUUUUAAUAAAUCAU
Molecule: messenger RNA, 1140 nt
Organism: Synchiropus splendidus (mandarinfish)
Lineage: Eukaryota; Metazoa; Chordata; Actinopteri; Syngnathiformes; Callionymidae
Gene: gnpda1
Product: glucosamine-6-phosphate deaminase 1
Exons: 7
Coding region: 224-1051 (275 amino acids)
Biological process (GO): N-acetylneuraminate catabolic process; N-acetylglucosamine catabolic process; D-glucosamine catabolic process
Cellular component (GO): cytoplasm
Molecular function (GO): glucosamine-6-phosphate deaminase activity; identical protein binding
Source: RefSeq, a predicted model, not a curated record